Molecule: messenger RNA, 1401 nt
Organism: Cryptomeria japonica (Japanese cedar)
Lineage: Eukaryota; Viridiplantae; Streptophyta; Pinopsida; Cupressales; Cupressaceae
Product: putative UPF0481 protein At3g02645
Exons: 3
Coding region: 1-1401 (466 amino acids)
Source: RefSeq, a predicted model, not a curated record
AUGAUACUCGUAACGAGUUGUAUUAAGAAUGCAGUUCAGGAAAAGAUUGAUCCAGAUCGCUGGAUUAUUCAGGUAAGGGAUAAUCUGCAGAUAGAGGAGGAAGAACAAGAAGAGUUAUCUCUCUGUGUGUUCAAUGUGCCCAAGGACUUGUUGGCAGCUAAGCCGGAAGCAUACACUCAGCAGUGUGUUUCCAUCGGGCCAUAUCACCACUGGAGAUCCGAACUGAACGAAAUAGAGAGAUUCAAGCUCGCUACUGCUGGGGCAUUCCAGGAAAGAAUUGAAGGCCACAGGUUCGAGUCCAUCGUCAAGGAGGUACGACACUACGAGCACCGAAUUCGUAGCUGCUAUCACAAAUACCUCGAAUACAAUGGCGAAGCGCUGGCAUGGCUCAUGGCUUUGGACGCCUGCUUUGUGCUCGAGUGCUUGCAAUUCUUGGGCAAGCGGACUUACCAAGAUUCAUCAGAAGGAAUUCAAGCGCCAAAAUGUUUAGAUCCAUUCGGCAGAAGCGCUACCCACAAUGCCAUAAUGAGAGACCUGACGAUGCUGGAAAAUCAGUUGCCGCUGUUUCUCUUGCAGAAGCUGUUGGAGAUCCAGCUGGGCUCAAAGGACGUGGCAGAAGAGAGGCUCUGCAUUCUGGUAAGACCUGCUUGUAUAGAGUUUUCUCCAUUUUUGUUCAACGUGCUCGAUAGUUCAAGGCUGCGUAUAACAGAGAGGAGUCACAUACUGGAGGCGCUCUAUUUCUCUCUUUUCAUUUCUCCCUGGAAAUGUGAUCUUAUCGGGAAGGGCGAUGACGACAAACAGCGGCCUGCGCUCGAUCGAAAAAGUGGCACAAGAACACAGCUCUCUAUGGAAGUGCUGCGCCUGUUUAAGGAACCCUUAACUUCUCUUUUUGGAUCCAAUGAAGCAGAGAAGGAAGGUGAAGGAAGCGCCUCUGUGGAGACUCCACCUACACGAGACGAGCUGGCCGUUCCGUGUGUUGCCGAUUUGUAUGCUGCGGGAGUGAAGUUCCUUUCCACUGAUGGAGACCUUACCACAAUUCCCUUCGAUCAGACGAGUGCCACUCUUUAUCUGCCCAACAUGAGGUUGGACUCAAACACAGAAGUGAUUAUCCGAAAUCUUGUGGCUUUCGAAGCUUCGGUGGUGCCCAGUGACCUCAGUUUCAUUCGCUACACGGAUUUCAUGAACGGCAUCAUCGACACCGACGAAGAUGAUCGACUGCUGAGAGAGAGCGGAAUCAUUUACAAUCACCUGGGGAACGACGGGAAAGUGGCGAGUCUGUGGAAUGACAUGAAUAGGUAUUAUAAGCGGACAUGGAGCGUGGCCGUGGUGGAAUACAUAUUUGGUUCAUGGCCGUGUCUGUCUUUACUGGCUGCUCCAUAUGUAACUGUAAACGCUGGAUGA